CCGGCGGCGUGGGAGCUGCCGGGGGACGCGCUGCCCUCUUCCUUGGUCAGGCCGGCCGCUCUUUCUGACUUUAGACUGGUCUCCUGUGCGGUCUCUCGCACCGCUGAUACCAAUUCCGUGUCCAGAUUCCCAAGGUUUGUUUUGCCGUGCCUGGGAGUGCACCCGGUUCAAGAGGUUUCGCCAGAGGAGCCGCGCAGCGUUACUUUGAAGGAUCUGGAUGCUGCGUUGCCGCUUAUAGAACUCUACAAAGAUAAAUUGGUGGGGAUUGGAGAAGUUGGACUAGAUUUCACUCCCAGAUUUGCCAGCACGGAUGAACAGAAGGAAGGACAAAGACAGGUUUUGAUCAAGCAGAUUGAGUUAGCAAGAAGACUGGAUUUGCCUUUAAAUGUUCAUUCCCGCUCAGCUGGAAGACCAACCAUUAAUCUCUUAAAGGAACAAGGUGCUACAAAGGUGUUGCUCCAUGCGUUUGAUGGGAAGCCAUCUGUAGCGAUGGAAGGGGUGAAAGCUGGAUACUUCUUCUCCAUUCCUCCUUCCAUUAUAAGGAGUGAACAGAAGCAGAAGCUUGUGAAGAUGUUGCCUCUCGAAAGUAUGUGCUUGGAAACUGACUCUCCUGCUCUGGGGCCUGAAAAACAGGUGAGAAAUGAACCAAAAAAUAUUUAUAUUGCUGCAGAAUAUAUUGCCAAAAUUAAAGGAAUUCCAGUUGAAGAAGUUAUAGAAGUGACUACACAGAAUGCGCUGAAAGUAUUCCCCAAACUUCGGAACUUUCUUUGGAUAUAGAUUCAGAAACUGAAAAAUAUGAUAUUUCAGAGACUAUUAUUUAUCAUGUAAUUAAUAAAACCAAUAUGCAUCUUGUCUUUAAGUGGAGUUUUGUUGUCGGACAGUUCAAGAAGUGAGCAGAGUGUUACGUAGAUGUGUAGGAUUAAUAUAGGGAAUUUUUCAAAGACCUUUGAUAUGUACCAUUGUCAUCUCUUGGAUAUGAUAGACAGGUUGUUUAUUU
Messenger RNA from Athene cunicularia (burrowing owl), 997 nucleotides. It is a transcript of the gene TATDN3, whose product is annotated as TatD DNase domain containing 3. The record is from RefSeq and is a predicted model, not a curated record. NCBI's taxonomy places the organism in Eukaryota, Metazoa, Chordata, Aves, Strigiformes, Strigidae. The transcript has 7 exons. The annotation marks the transcript as partial. Gene Ontology annotation, molecular function: hydrolase activity, acting on ester bonds.